GGAGGGGGGGGGGGGCGGACGCAUGCUGCGUCACCAUGGUUACCAUACCAGACGGAGCCAUUGCCAUAGCAGCAGGCCGGGGGCCCAGAAGCAGCCAAAACAAAUGGAAGAAAAUGUUUCAUGGCCAGUUUCCAAAAACAGGUGCAGCAUCGUGUGUCAGGACAGAUAAUGGCUCUGAAGAUGAACAUCCUGGCCAGCAACAGAGCCAACAUGCUCAGGGAGGUCCAGCUCAUGAACAGACUAUCGCACCCCAACAUACUCAGGUUUAUAGGAGUGUGUGUCCACGAGGGCCAGCUCCACGCCCUCACAGAGUACAUCAACGGAGGUAACUUGGAGCAGCUGUUGGGCAGCGACAUGUACCUGUCGUGGAGCGUGCGGAUAAACCUGGCGCAGGACGUCGCCCGGGGACUGCAGUACCUGCACAGCAAGGGCAUCUUCCACAGGGACCUCACCUCCAAGAACUGCCUGGUGCGCUGGGAGGGCCGCGUGUGCUCAGCCGUGGUGGGAGACUUUGGCCUGGCGGAGAAAAUCCCAGAUUACAGUGAGGAAGAGGACCAGGAGCCGCUGGCUGUCGUCGGCUCCCCCUACUGGAUGGCCCCGGAGGUGCUCAGAGGAGAGGUGUAUAAUGAGAAGGUGGACGUGUUUGCGUACGGGAUCAUCCUGUGUGAGACUAUUGCGAGGAUACAGGCCGACCCCGACAUCCUGCCGCGCACUGAGGACUUUGGUCUGGAUGUGGAGACCUUUCAGCAGAUGGUGGGAGAUUGUCCUCCUCACUUUCUGGAACUGGCCAUCGCCUGCUGUAAUAUGAAUUCAAAGCUCCGUCCGUCCUUCUCCCAAAUCGUGGUGGAGCUGGAGAGAAGACGGGCUGAGAGAAAAGAGAAAGACGAACCAACACUCAAAGCCGCUUCUCCAACGAUUGGCCCUCUACGAAGGCGAUCGCUCUGCCUCCCGUCAGAUCCUCGUCUCUCACGAAGCAAAUCUGACAUGCUCCACCCCCCAGACACGCCGCCCUCUGUGACCAUGUCAAUCCCGGCUCGGGUCAACCCCUUCUCUCAGAGGGAGGACCUCAAAGGAGGCAAGAUCAAGCUGUUCGACACCCCCAGCAAGUCCGUCAUCUCCCUCACCUUCACCCUGCCCCCUCCACCAGACUGCGACGACCCUUCUGCGUCCGAGGAAGACGGCGCGCUACCAAGGAGGCACAGGCGCUGCCACUCGCUGCCGUGUACGCCCCCUCCGCACCUCGUAUCGGCGCCGAAAACCGUCCUGACCGAGGAGGAGUCCACCUCUGAAGUAGACACUGUAAACAGUGAGACAAACAGAGAGAGUGAAGAAGAGAAGGAGAUCAGGGAGGGGAGUGGGAAUGAUUCAGGUCUGCCUCUGUCCCUUAAACCCAUGUCGCUGGACCAAGAGGAGGGGGGGGAGGAGGAGGAGGAGGAGGGGGGGGAGCCCAUGGACUGUGCCAGCUCCCCAGACACACAAGACAGCACUUCAUCUCCUUACUCCAAACUCUCCCCUCAUCCGUCCCACUCGUCAACUCCCAUCCAACCCUCCACCCCUCCCUACUCAAACGGCUGGGGGUCAGCCAUCUCCAACGGGCCCCCGUGCCUGCCUCCCCUCUCUCAUUUGGACAACAACAACGUGGUCGUGAGUCGACCCUUGAGCAACAACAACGGCUACCACUCUCCUCCCAGCGACCCCGGCGAGUCGUCCCCAUACGGCUCCGGCAGCGGACACUCCCUGGACCAGGAGGAGGUGGUGUCCUGUCCCGGCUGCUGCCUCGCUGGCCUCCGCUUCCCCUCCAUGUGUCUCAGAGCUCCACCGCGCAGAAACCCUUACAAGAACUUGAACGGGGACCACGCAGCCUCACGUGGGCUGCUUUGUCCGGGGCCCAAGGACAUGCCCCCUUCUCCUACCCCCACCACCACCACCACCAGCCUGGAGCCAGGACUCGCCUUGCCGGGGGCACAGACAUAAACUUCUCCAACACCAAGUGUGGAAACUCUGCACCAAAAGCUCUCCCCUGGGAAUUAAGUGGGUCUUCUUCAAAUUUGCACAGAUUUUAACUUAGCAAUACCCCGCUUGUUUUCUACACACACGUUGUGGUGCAGAUCGGUUUAUUAAAACACACUCCAGACGUUCUCCAUGAAGGCUGUGGGACACAGGAACUGGUGUCUUUGCUGGCGAACUUGUUGCACGUCGCCCUCUGCUGGGCUGAGGGCGACGUGCACAUCUGACUGAUGAACGACAGCGUCCAGACGUGUUGAGCAUGUAAACAGUUUCCUGUAUAUCCACACGUGUAAAGACUCUUAUGACUGAUAUCGAUGCUGAAAUGAGGAAUGUUAAGCUUAAGUAUUAUUAUUACUGCUGCAAUGACUUUUUGAUGUUUGGUGCUGUUUCUGAAUGAACAGGCAGUUUUUGCUUUAUCGUCUUUAAUUAUCAAACGGGUGUAUGGUGCACUGCUGGGCUGUGUGUUUGUGUAACAUGGAUAUAUAUGUGUGUGUGAGAGAGAGGAAAGGUAAGAGUGUGUGCUGUACACCGUUCUUUUUGACCUUUUUUGUUUUGUUUUGUUGCUGCACAGGAAUUAUUAUUAUUAUUAUUAUUAUUAUUAUUACUUUUGGAAAUGAAUGGUCUAAGACCUGCUUAUGAGAUGUAAAGAUUCUUAUUAUUUAAAGAUGGAAUUGAAUAAAAAGAUAGUUCUAUGGAUUACCGUGA
Molecule: messenger RNA, 2712 nt
Organism: Cottoperca gobio
Lineage: Eukaryota; Metazoa; Chordata; Actinopteri; Perciformes; Bovichtidae
Gene: tesk1b
Product: testis associated actin remodelling kinase 1b
Exons: 10
Coding region: 121-1974 (617 amino acids)
Biological process (GO): positive regulation of stress fiber assembly; protein phosphorylation; actin cytoskeleton organization
Cellular component (GO): nucleus; cytoplasm
Molecular function (GO): protein serine/threonine kinase activity; ATP binding
Source: RefSeq, a predicted model, not a curated record